CUCAAUCAACGAGCACUUUUGUGCUGAAAAUUGUCUGAAAAAAAAGUUUGAAAAAAAAAUUAAUCGAGCGUUAUCACGCGGCAAUCACGAUGACCACUCUGUAGCCAAGUAGUUGCAGGAAGCAUAAAAAAUAGCUGUGUGAGAGUUUUUCACAUGAAGUAGGACACGGGAAAUUAAAGUGAAGAAGGAAAAUUAAUUUUUCACCAUCGAGGAACCCCAAUUUGGUGUCUAUAUCUCCCGGCUGAAUUUCCCAAAUUCGUCUGAAUCUCGCGCAAAACCCCCCAAAAAGGUGCAAACCCGAAAUAAAGAAAGGACGAGAGACAUCGACCCAGAAAUUGUGGUGCCGACACAGUGUUACCUCGUGGGAGUAAUUUUGGAGCAAAUCCCACAUCAGGCGGCGGAUAAGUGGCCAGGAAAGGAUGAUUAGUGUUUGGUACAACAAUAGUGAAAAUAAUCGGGACUGGGUCCGCAUAGCUGGACGAUAGUAUCCAUUAUACCCUGUUAAAGGGCUUCGGAGUAACCGUAGAGUCACAAACUCCACUUGCUCGACCUCCAAGCUCCCACAGCAGACGCACCAGCAGCACCAGGAUUUGGAAUCCCAGCACCACCACAUUCCACCCACCACCGGAACGGAUAAGCAAGCAAAAAUGGGCAAGAGAGAAAUUAAACGUGGCGUCGUCCAGAGAACCUCAGAUGCUGGAAACACAAACCUCGUUGGGAAAUUCACCCAAAGCGUACGACGAAUCGUCCAGGAUGUAAAAGAUGAAGGAGCUGCAAGUGGAAUGAGCCGUGAGGAGGUGAUAGCUACCAAUGAAAGACUUCGUGCCGUAAGGCUACGCUUGGAAGAUUCAUACGACACCGCCAAGAAGGCACUCGUGACUCUAAUGAACAAAUACGGUGACUCCAAGACCCACCGGAAUAUCUUCAAUCGCUACCCACUGCUCAAGGUUAUGAUUAAGGAGGUUAUCCGUUUGGAGACGCAGUACUGGACGCUCGUGGACAUUCCCAAGCAGGAGAAGCAGGAGACUGUGCCAGCGUACGUGAUGCGUGCGUGUUCCAUUAUGGAGAAAACUCAAAAAUCCGGCGAAGGCGUCAAGACGUCCGCCAAGCUUGCCGAAGAAGCAGCUGAAAGGCGCGAAAGACUCGAUAGGCUUGAAUCGAUGACAACGGCACUAAUUGAACAGGAAAAUACACAGAUGAUUAACGAUUUGUACCGCUUGCUGAAGAAAUAUUCUGGAUUGCGAAAUCUAAUAAGAGAGCUCAAGUCGGAGUAUGGUAACUCGAAGCUAUAUCCAAUUUUUCCGCGCUACACAAUGCUCAAGGAUAUGAUUAAGGACAUCAUGCACGAUCCUGAUUACAUGGAAGUGUGUCACGAAGUAGACAACUAAAGUCUGCAGACGGUGGAUUUUUCUUCCCGCUCCCCGCUGCCCUCUCCAUGGGAUGUGGAGAUGACACAAGAGCGACAGCUCCCUGGAGGAAUUCCUCCCCCCCCCCAAACCCUCCCCCAAAGUAGCAUAGAGGUGGAGAGUAGAAAGAUAUGAAUACGGCAUGGCAUUGAUAUGCGUACAAUUGCGGAUUAUGCUGUGUUUAUGGUGGUCCUGGUAUAGCGAGGGAGGAGGUCAAUUGGAGUAGUACCAAAGAAGAUGCGCCGCAUGUUAAAGGAAAGCUCAUUUUCUGCUACAUACAUACAUAGGAAUUUAUUUACGGACCCUGCCGGCAUGAGGAAGGAAAUGAAACUUGACAUGACGCACUUGUAAUCUCCCAGAACGCCGAACAUGAUGGAAAUGACAAAUUAAUGUGGGCAAUAUUUCCAAGAAAAGUGUGAGAAUUUCCGAAAUGUCUCCAUAUAUCUUUUCCUUUGUGCUUUUAUUUUUACAAUUCCAAGAAGAUUUUUUCUUGAUGUGAAUCAAAAAUUCUGGAGAAUUCUCAAAUCAAAUGCAAUAGAAGCGAAAUUUUUACAAAGAAUUGAAUAUUAAUUGAAUUCUCUAUCGUCAUUUGUUAGAGAGGAUUCUUCACAGUCUUACUAAGAAAAUGAUUAAGGCUUUCAAACUAUAAUGGGGCAUUUAAUUUUAGAAUUUUAGGCCUUUGAAAGCGCAGAAGAUAUAAAAGAAUUUGUAAAAUAAUUUUUAAAAAUUCAAUUCAUUCAAUAAAAUAGAAAUAGGUAAUUUAAAAAAAAGGAAAAAUAAAA
Molecule: messenger RNA, 2188 nt
Organism: Lutzomyia longipalpis
Lineage: Eukaryota; Metazoa; Arthropoda; Insecta; Diptera; Psychodidae
Exons: 7
Coding region: 648-1388 (246 amino acids)
Source: RefSeq, a predicted model, not a curated record